This is a messenger RNA of Durusdinium trenchii, 777 nucleotides long. The record is from the annotation of a GenBank genome assembly. Lineage: Eukaryota; Dinophyceae; Suessiales; Symbiodiniaceae.
ACCUAGAGACCUAGAGGGACAAAGCUCUCUCAAGCAUGACUGAUCGAUGGUCAGCCUCGGCCCAUGCUUUGAAUUCUGAGGUGAUCACAGCCAUCAUGGAGUUUGCCAAGAUCCAUGCAGUGACCAAGCUUUGUGCCACUGGGAGAGCGGGAAAGGAAGCAGUGCAAUGUCUCCUAAGCCCAAUUCGAGUUGCCACCAUCCAGUCCUUCAAAAGAGCUAUUUGGGUGGCUCCAUUGCCAGUCUUGGAGCGCUUGGCGGAGGCACUCGUGGCUCCGCCACUUGCUGCAGCGGCGCGGCGAGCGCUGCUAGAUGUGCUUGUAGAGGUUGCACACAAGCAGAACCUUUGCCGUGUACGUGUCCGUGCCCUAUGCUUCACGCGUCCAGCUACCACCAAAGUUGAGCGACGUGUAGUAGUUCGCUUUGACUUUGGCUGCCCUCGCAGGCACGGGGUCCUGCAGCCCAUGUGUGGUGUGCCAGCCGCAUAUCGCAUUCGAAGCAGCACAGACGAUUUGAUGUUGUCAUGCAGCCAUUGUGCGCGCGACCAGAUUGAGGAGGAUCAGAUGAUGUUGCAUUGCCCAAGAUUCGGGUGCUGCUACGACCUUUGCAUUAGAUGCGCAGAGGACUAUGACUCAGCCGGUCUUGUGAAAUGCAUGGGUCUUCUAUUCUUUCUGACCAUAGUGGCUUUGAUGGGAGUGCUGUCUACUGGCAAAGCAGUCUCAUUUAGUAGUGAUAAAGUGUUGCUUCAGACAUUUUAAGGUCCUAGUAGCUUCUUGUUUC